AAUUUUGACUACUCCAUUAGUAAAGUUAUAAAUGAUAGAUAUCGACAUCAGCUUUCACAGUGUCAAACUUUGGAAAAUAUAGAGAUUAAAACAUCAGAGAGAAUGUUUCGUCGUCAACUACAACCAAACACAGCUCAUAAAUUCAUUUACUGUGGGAUAGAAAAGGCCGGAUCAACAUUCUGGAGACGUUUACUUCAAUAUAUACAGCUAAGCAAAGUACAAACACCUUAUCGAAUAAGACCAGAAUUAGCAAAUGCUUACUAUGUGGAUAUAUCUAAAUCAAACCUAUUGGAAGUGCUAGGUGUACUGAAGUCAUUUACAAAAUUUAUAUUUGUGAGAAAUCCCUAUACAAGGUUACUAUCUGGUUUUAUUGACAAAAUAUACUCUCCAAAUCCGUAUUACUGGAACAAGAUAGGCAUGAAUGCCAUCAGCUUAGCAAGGGGAAUAACAAAUGCAUGUGGACAUGAUGUAUCUUUUAAAGAAUUUGUAGAGUACAUUAUUCAUUCCAAUAAUAAUCCGAAGAGCAGACGUGACGUUCAUUUUAUUCCAGCACACCAAUUGUGUCUUCCUUGUUACAUACAAUAUGAUUUCAUUGGUAAAAUAGAAUCAUUUGAAAAAGAUGUUUUGUUCAUACUGGAGAAACUAAAUUUAACACAAUAUCUACCGGUUUUAAGAAAUUUUAAAAACCAAUCGGUCUUUGAUGCUUUGUAUGAUGUAAGUCACACUUUUAUAGAGUUCAGAAAAGAAGCUUCAAAAUGUUUAAGCUACGAGGAGAGUCUCAAAAGAACAUGGCGUAAGCUACAGUUAAGAGGAAUAAUCGCGGAUGAAAUUAAUUUGCCUUUUCCCUAUAAAGAGUCAGAAAAUAUUACAGAAGAGAAAUUAUUAUUAACUUUUAUCAAUGCAAAUAAGCAGUCACAAACAUUUGACCUGCGAUCACAAAAACGAAAAUAUCUUAUUGAUGCUUUUAGUACACUUUCUUUACAGACUUUAGAUAAAUUAGCAGAUGUCUUUAUGAUAGAUUUUAAAAUAUUUGAUUAUAAUAUAUACCCUUCCUUUAUAUUCCAGAACAAAAAUAUUUCGAGUCAGGACAUAUUUUAGUUUGAUAGUAUAUAUAUAUAUAUAUAUAUAUAUAUAUAUAUAUAUAUAUAUAUUUAUAUGUUUAUUGUUUUCUGUUUGGUAUUAAAUUAAUAUUAAGAUCCAUUUUGAUACAUCUGGUGAUCAAUUUUUUUGGCAAUCGCCAAUGGCAGUCAGCAAUAACCAUCAUUUAAAAUAGGAUGAAUAUAUGAUUUCUUGAUGUUAUUUUUAUCUGUUUUGGUUUGAAAUAUUAAAAGGGUGAAUCAAAUGUCAAAACUAGAAUUUUUUUAGCACUCCUGUUUCAAUUGAUAUAGCUACAAGUUAUAAUUUAGAUUUACAUUCAUCAUGGCUGCAAACAGAGAGAUACCCUUUGUGCAAAACAUAAUACGAUUCGAUAGGAUCAUGUCUUGCUGAGUAAAAUUAACUUUAUUAUUGGACUGAAACUACAAAUUUUACACACUUCACAGAACAGUUUUAAUAUUGUGAACAAUUCGUGCGACUGGCGCACACCUCAUUUUAUCCUAGAGCAAUAACUUUGUAUUAAAAUAACGGACUCGGUGUCGCAGAAGUAACGAGUUUCUCUAUGGCAUCCUUUAAUGGAAGAGAAGUCAUAGUUGUCAAGUUGUUAGAAUGACACUUAGGAAACAAUUCAAAUACUGUUUAAAGAAAUAAACAUAUUGAUUGUAGAAAUUUCCCCUGAAAUGAAAAGUAAAUGUCUGAAACACAGUUAAACUUUGAUUUCUUUUUCUACAAUUCAUAAUUUUGAUUUAACCAGAAUCAUUUGAAAUGUUUAGGAUAAAAUGUAGAUUUAAAGCAUGCAAAUACAUACCACGAUU
This is a messenger RNA of Mytilus californianus (California mussel), 1910 nucleotides long. RefSeq names its product carbohydrate sulfotransferase 9-like. The record is from RefSeq and is a predicted model, not a curated record. Bases 103 to 1098 code for a protein of 331 amino acids. Gene Ontology annotation, cellular component: membrane. The transcript has a single exon. Gene Ontology annotation, molecular function: sulfotransferase activity. Gene Ontology annotation, biological process: carbohydrate biosynthetic process. Lineage: Eukaryota; Metazoa; Mollusca; Bivalvia; Mytilida; Mytilidae.